AUGUAUGGUGAAUCGUCGGCUUCUCCUCCCCGACAAGGCGGUAACACCGAUUCCACCCAAGAUUGGACGCGGCCACCGCCCCCCAGACAAGGAAGCCAAGAGCAGACCGCCAUCUCCAAAGCGCGUCGGAUACACUGGGCCGGCUUCCUAGCGGCAUCUUCGGACCUGCAGCUUGUCCCCCGGCUCAUCGGGCUUGGUGCUCUGAAAGCUGCGGUGGAGCAGGGUGGGCCCUCGUCGGACAGAAACGCCGCGGCGACGAAGCGCUCAGCGGCCGGGAUGUCGUACCCACAGUUUGUGGAGGUGCUGUCCCUCAUGGCCAUCCCCGCAGCGGGUCGGCUCCGCCGCCUCUACCCGAACGUGGCGGGACCAGAGCCACCUGCCGCCGUAGUAGGCCCUCGCCACCGCAACACUCCGACCAACUCUACUUCGGACGGGACAACGAGUCGGGGCGGCGGCGGCGGCCCUCUCGCUUUGGAGAUAACGUCGGAAGAGGCGGGGCGGAGGGACGAGGCAGGUGAAGGCAGCGGCAACGAGAGGAGCCUGUUCCAGAGGAAGGCGAGGCACGUCCGCGCAGCCAUGAGGCUCAGGAUGAAGAAAGGAAGAUCCGUGGUCGUCGCCCCCGGAACUCCAGACGCGCCCCCUGUCGACGAACAGCCUGAACAAGUCCCACCGUCCUACGACGUGGGGGCGUUCAAGGCCCUCUUCCACCAUGCCGAAACGGCACACGAAGAGAAACGCUCCGGCGCAACUAGGCCUCAAGGUUUCCACUGCCGCAAUGUAUCGAGCUCUUCCCUAAGCCCGCCGGCCUGCAGAGACACGGUGACCACGAAAGGGGAGGGUGCUUCGGAGCGAAGCUCACCACGGUCGAACGGCAGUUGCAUCGAUGAGGGGAGCGAGCCGUCCGAAGGCGGCGGUAACGAUGACGGAGGUAGGGGAGAAGGUCGAGCGAUAUCAGCGGUCGAUUACGAAGGCACGGCUGCGGAGGUCUCGGACUCGAAGACUUUCCCGCAAAAAGUGUUUUCGCCCCAAGAGUCAGCUCGAGUCCUGGAAGAAAUCCGCGAUCGUGUGUCGGACCUCGAGGGGAAGGUCUUGCCGCAUGAAACGAGCGAGGUGGAGACGGGGGCAGAUGGCACAGGGUCUGAGACUUUCCUGCCGCGGCGGGAUGAUGCCCGGGCGGUGGUAGUUGAGGAGGAGCCAGGCCCUGAACCUCUCGCUCCGGGAGCCGGGGGGGGUUUUGCAAGGCUGGUGGUGAUCAAAGAGCUGCAGCCGGUACCAGAACACGCGCCGGAAGAUGCAAGCCACCUGCUGGACCUGGCCCUGGACCAUCACCAGGCUGGGCGCUACGCUCUCGCCCUGGAGACGCUCGAAAAGGGGGUGCUCAUGUGGGAAGAGCUUCAAGGAGGAGGUGAAGGCGACCACGAGCCGGCUAACCCCGAGGGCGGAUUGGAUGCUUCGGACGAGGCAAGUUUCCCACCAAGCAGCGCUUGA
Messenger RNA from Ectocarpus siliculosus, 1488 nucleotides. The record is from the annotation of a GenBank genome assembly. NCBI's taxonomy places the organism in Eukaryota, Phaeophyceae, Ectocarpales, Ectocarpaceae.